AUGCGCGUGUGGUGCGCGCUUGUACUGCUUAUCAACGCAGUCGACGCGCAAUUCGGCUUGUUCGGUGGUGGCGAAACGCAUCAGCCCUCAUCGCAAAUCGCAGCUUUGGGCGAUCAGUUUGGCGUUCGCGAUGCGCUUGGAGCUUGGAGCAGAGUUUUGCGAAACAUGGCUACUCGACCGCAGUCGAAGAGGAUUAUUCCACCGGACCCACGCGAAUUUACUAUCGCUCCUAGCGUUAAACAAGAGGAUUUGAAGAAAAUUCUCCGAGAGAAAAAGGAUGGAGAUAACAUUAUUAACGAGCGACUGCUUUAUUUACUUCUCCCAAGAAUAAAGGGCCAAUCACCUUUUACGACAACUACGCUUCCAACAACAACAACCACUACAACGACGACAACUACUACUACAACUACGACUACAUCGACCGCUGCUCCCACUACCGUACCCACUACAGUAACCUCGACUACCACACCAAUUCCCACAACCGAAACGACUACUGUAGCUUCUACUACAGUAUCCCCAUCUACAACGACAGAGGAGCCUACCACUGAGAAGAGAACCAGAAAACAGCAUAAAAAGGCUAAAUGGUCUGAAGAAGAUUCCAAAGAGUUCCACUUGGAUAGUUCAGAACUGGCGAUCCUUGAAAGAGAAUACCUGAGAAAAUUGGCUCAGCUAAAGGCUGAGAGGAAAGUGCGAGAGAGUAAACAUCAUGAAGAGUUCUCAAAUGAUGACGACAGACAAGAAGAGGAUGAGGAAAGCGAGAAGACAGUAGAGGAAACUACGACAUUCUCAUACUCAACGAUUUCUACCACACCAUACGUGAAGGAUAGUCAGCAGUUUACGGUGGUCUUCAACCCCGCUUCAACGGAGGCCUUUGAGGAUUCAACAACACCCACACCGUCAACAUCAGAUGAUUCUCUUGAUGACAAAGCAAAUUUAGAAUCACAAGUGUUAUCGAUUCUCAACGACACUGUCAAAGAACACGAAAGAAAUUGGGAUAAAAUAGCAGAGGCAAAGAAAUCCAUGGAAAAGAUUGUUAAGGAACGUGGCAUAGUAGUAGAAACUACAUCGAAAAAGGUCGCAACUUCACAAGAAGAUGAUGAGACGACGCUUGAAAAUGGAAGCAUAAACUCUGUAGAAGCUGUUGCAGAAGCAGCGCUUCGAAAUGCGCUGAAGGAAAAGGACGAUAAAACCGAAGAAUUCGUGGAGCAUUCAAAAGCCUUUGCAGCCACCCUACUUGAUGGUGAAAAGAACUCAUCAGAUGAUGAAACUGACUCAGAUCCUGAAAUUACAACUCCUUCUACCACAACUGAAACCACCAGCGCAACUACUGAAGAAAGUUCAGCAAUUAGUGAGGAAAACGAAGAAACCACAACAGAAGCGCUCGAGACCACCACUCGCAUCGAGACUCCGCAGGUGCCUGUGCUGCCACCACCCAGCAUUCUCAGUACUGACGAAGCUGCUGAAGUCAGCGAGGUGCUGUCAUUGAUCGAAGCAGAUGAACGAGCUGAAAACGCUGAUGGUGGGCCAAGUUCCGAUGAAAUCAGACGUCUUCGCGAACAUACGCGCGCGAAAAUCAUGUCGUUCCUGCAACGAAGAGUUGAGAAGCUGACGGCUGAAUUGGACAAAACGACGGAAAGCCGGACGACGACGUCUACUACAGUACUUCCUACAACAGAAGUCACAGAAGCGACGACAUCGACUACAGUAUCCUCGGCGACGGAAGAAGUGACUGAACCUGCUACUACUCCUACUACAUCUACUACUACUGUGAUCGAUACAACUGAACAAACGACGGAGAAAAGCACAGAAUCAAAAGAAGACUCUACAUCAACCACGAAGAUUACUACUUCUAGCGCUAAAACGACAAAUACUACUGAAGGAGAAUCUGAAGAAGUUGCUAUGGUAGCAUUCAAACAAAUUCCCGAAGCUGAGGAGGAGGAUCCUAAUGCACAAGACGAACCUGAAACCACUACGGCAACAACUGCAGUGCCGAAAAGUGGGACCACGGUCUAUAAUUUACAUGCCACAGCCAAUGCUCAAGCCGAUCCGAAGCUAGCCAAUGUUAUAACUCCAAUUGCUGGAAUUCUCGAUAACAUAGGUCCCAUCAUUGCGCCACUGAUACGAUCACGACUUGCGGCUGCAAAAUCAGCCGGUGUACGGACAUAUGAGCCCAGCGGAAGAGAUCUGCUUGCACACUCGCCAAGCGAAAACUCGAUAAUUGGCUAUGGCACACAACUCGCAAGGGAAAUUCUAAACCCUGGAUCACUGCGACGAGACAGAGAGGAAGACCAAAAAGCCUUCGCAGCUAAAAUAGAGCAAGUGAAGGAGACACUAAAAUACCAGUCCAGCAUGGAAAACUAUGGCAAUGCCGUGCCACUUCACGAGAUUAUCCUUCCUCCAUCACAACACUUGACUGUACCGACACCGAAACCAAGUUACCCACAAGCUUUCACGAGAGUAGCUUCCAUACCCUUAGCUCAACAAGCAGCUGAAGCUGCCAUGAAUUCACAGACGACGUUACCAACUCCGCAAAUAACUCUACCUCCUUACUUCAUUGCACCACCUCCUGGGUAUAAGGGACCGCUUCCACCCCCACCUCCACCGCCACCUUUGAUUGCUGGUAGAAUCCAAGGAGCACCCUUAGUGAACAGCGCAGUGCAACCGUUCAAGGUGGACAGUUCAUCACCUCAGACCGCUAAUACGCCUUAUUACCCUCCCACCAUCAAUGCAGAGACUCUAGCUCCGGUUAUCAUCUCACCCACGACGUCUACCCAACCUCCUUCAACUACGAAGCAAGCGCUACCACAAGGACCUGACAAAACCGGUUAUGAAAGGGGUCGAUCGGAGGUUAAGACGUCGUUCUUCGAGGAUUCUGGUCUAAUGGUACAAGCACUUCCAUCUUCACCUGUAAAUCCACCAUCGAGUUUUGGUCCACCUGGAGGCGGGGGAGCAGGAUUUGGAGGCGGACGUCGUCCAACGGAAUCAUUCGAGGAAGCUGCAUCAGCGACGAACGACAACCUCUCGUUUUUCAGUAUGAAUAAGAAGAGGCGAAUGAGGAAGCAUUAAGAUUAC
Cylicocyclus nassatus is the source of this 3072-nucleotide messenger RNA. The record is from the annotation of a GenBank genome assembly. NCBI's taxonomy places the organism in Eukaryota, Metazoa, Nematoda, Chromadorea, Rhabditida, Strongylidae.